Paramuricea clavata is the source of this 1791-nucleotide messenger RNA. NCBI's taxonomy places the organism in Eukaryota, Metazoa, Cnidaria, Anthozoa, Malacalcyonacea, Plexauridae. The record is from the annotation of a GenBank genome assembly.
AUGACAAACACCAUGUUACCACUCAACAAGACAGAAUGUUUGGAAUGGCAUAAUAUAUAUCGAGCAAUUCACCAGGUAAAAAAAAUAAUGCAAAUAUGGAUUUUUGGAGCAUAUUAUAGUGUGCGUUUUUAAGGCGUAUUUAUAGGUUACGGAAAAAUGUAAAAGUUCCAAAACUUCUAAUAGUCAACUAAUUUUAAUUGAACUUCUGUUUUCAAGUGUAGAUCUUGGAAAAAAAUCUAUGAAAAACUACUUUAAAAAACGCAUUACCAAAGUGAUAUAACUUUUUAUGAUAUAUGCGUUAAUAAUGCGUGAACAACGCGUCGUGUAGCUAUAUGUACAAAAAUAAUCUUCUGUCAGCAAGUCAAAGAUAAAACACCAAAGCGUUUUGGUUUUAAGUAACAGUUCGCCUUGAUUUUAGAUAAAUAUAUGACAAGAUGACGUGUAAAGUAACAAAAGGCAGUACGCCCGAAAAGCGCCUUUCGCGUGCACCUUCUGCAAUGCAGGCUAAGAGAUAUUUAGCACUGGUUUAGCGUCUCUUAGAAAAAAAAUAUAGCUAUAUUCUUAGCCGCCCGAGACAAUUGCGCGGCUGUUUUCGCAGGCUACUAUAAUGCAGUACCCCGAGCUAAUAGGAAUUUAUUGACCAAGACAGAAAAUUACAAGGCUAUUUCUAUCUCCAAAGGCAUCUAGUUUGAACUGGUCUGACACUCUAGCUGACCAUGCACAGGUGUGGGCCGAUGAUUUGGCAAACAGAGAUGCAUUUGAGCAUGACAGCAGCAGAGGUCUUGAAGGAGAGAAUCUUUAUAAGAGCAGCCAUGACAGCAAAACUGCGUGUAAAAGUGGAACUUACGCAUUUUAUAAAGAGGAGAAGUUCUACGAUUAUGACAACCCUGGCUUUUCACUGGCCGUUGGACACUUUACUCAGGUACUUUGAAAACUGGCUGCAGAACAAAAUACCAUUUCAUUGCAACCAUAAAGUAGGAGCAAAGAGGAAAGAGUAUGUGCAGCAGGUUGAAUACACAUGCAGGACUGUUAGAAUUUAUAUAUUUCAAAUGUGAGGUGGUGUUCAAUAGUAAGUUAACUUCGUCAUAGAUAGCAGGAUGUUACUAUGAAUCAGGCAUAGAAAAUACAUUUCUCUUUCUGGCAGCAAAAUACAAAAAUAAAAACUUCCUGUGCAAGUGAAAAAUAAGACUUUGUGCAUGUGUAGACUUCAGAGAAUAUAUGGUGCCGUACACUGUCAUGCAAUCUCGACACGUCAAGACAAUCAUGACUUGCAAAAUGCUUUUGGAAUUUUAAAAAAAUAAGUAAAUUAUAUGGCAUUCCAGUAUAUAAGUAGUAUAUAAGUAGACUUGCAUCAAGUCCAUCUCUCUAGAGUCUAGCAGCAUGCUCGAUCCCUCGGACUCUGGAGAAACAGACUUGAUCCAAGUCUAGUAUAUUAUAUAAGAUGAUGAAACUUUUGGUGUAAGAAAAUUUCCUGCCAAGGUAUUUUGUUAAAAUUUCCUUGCAGCGUUGCUGCCGGACAUUUUACAGCACUGCUACGAAUGUUUCUUAUAAACCUUUUUCUUUACAUAGGUAGUGUGGUUAGACACAAAAGAACUUGGUGUGGCUAAAGCAAACACUUCCAGUGGAGCUGUUAUAUUGGUAUAUAGAUACGCACCAUCUGGAAACUAUCUGGGAGAGUUUGCUGAGAAUGUUAAACCACCUCUUGGAGAUGCUUUUACAUACACUGCCUCACUACUAGUCUGUUUAGUGCUUGGUAUUAGCUCCAUGAUUUUGGGACUCACUAUACUUUAA